Rosa chinensis is the source of this 1606-nucleotide messenger RNA. RefSeq names its product putative UPF0481 protein At3g02645. The record is from RefSeq and is a predicted model, not a curated record. The coding region runs from base 170 to 1450 and encodes 426 amino acids. Lineage: Eukaryota; Viridiplantae; Streptophyta; Magnoliopsida; Rosales; Rosaceae. The transcript has 2 exons.
CUUGCUGGUGCACAAUUUUUCUUUAUAUGCAUGUAUGACAGGUUUUGGAGGGAGAUCAAUGUUGUGUUGCAUAUUCUACCAAACAUGGAGCUCUAAGAAAUCUAGGGAAGCCAUAACGAUUUGAUUAUCCGCAGAAGGCUGUGUUGAUUUGAUCAUUGUUAAUUCGGACAUGGAAGAGUCACAUGCUAAAAAUCUCAAAAAUAAGCUGAAAGGGAUAUCUCCCGUAUCCUCCGAGUGUUGUAUCUACAGGAUUCCAAAGCGACUACGUGACGUGAACGAGAAGGCUUACACACCUCAGGUGGUCUCACUAGGUCCGCUUCACCACGGAGGAGAAGGCCUAGGAGCCAUGGAAGAUCAUAAAAUGCGGUAUGUGAAGGACUUCUUUGAAAGAACCAAUGUAAACCUGGAGGAUUGUUUCAAAUCUUUGAAGGAAUGGGAAGCAAGAAUCCGUUCUUGUUAUGCAGUAAACAUUGAAUAUAGUGAAGAGGAGCUGGUGGAAAUGAUUCUGGUUGAUGGAAUUUUUACAGUUGAGGUCCUGCUGAGGAGUGCCUUCCCGACACUGCAACAGGAAAAUGACCGGAUAUUUGGGAAACCAUGGAUGGACAGGGAUGUAGUAUAUGACAUGUUGAUGCUUGAAAAUCAGCUCCCAUUCUUUAUCCUCGAGUAUUUCUAUUCCUUAGCCCAUGCCAGCAAUACUAUUCCUCUCGAAAAUGAUAUGGGGCUUUCACUCAUCAAGCUCACCCAUAGCUUCUUCGAGGAAAAGGUAUAUAUAAGGCCACUGCAAGAGGUUUCAAACAAACUCUCGCAGUAUUCAGGAGCCAGAAUACAACAUUUUGUUGACUAUAUCCUGAAAUGUCAUCGGCCUUCACCUUCUGAGCUUCCAUCCAAAAGAAAGCUCGACACUUUGAGUAUACCAAGUGCGACGCAGUUGAAGGCAGCUGGAGUCAAGUUUAUGGUGGUUCACGACACAACCCUAUUUGACAUUCAAUUUGAGAAUGGUAUUCUGAAAAUUCCACAGUUGCGAAUACGUGGUUCGACAGAAGUUUUCUUCCGGAACCUUAUUGCCUAUGAGCAGUUUGAGCUCCAUGAUCAUUACAUAAGUGAUUAUGUAUUCAUCAUCGACCACCUGCUUGAUAGUUCCAGAGAUGUGGAAUUACUUGCUAGGAAAGGAAUCCUUGAGUCUAAGCUAUCAGAUAGCAAAGCAGUGACGAAUUUUAUUAGCACCCUUGACUUGGGGCCGAUUUUAUUCGGGACAAAUUUCUAUUUCACCGAGCUUUGUGAAAAGCUGAAUGAAUACUACGGCGUCCCCUGGCACAACUGGAAGGCAAGUUUGCAACAAGAUUAUCUCAGUAGUCCGUGGGCCAUCCUAGCUAUCACGAUUGCGACCAUUCUACUAGUACUCACUCUCGCUCAAGCAGGGCUCUCCCUUGCGAAUAUUACAGAAAAUUGAUGGCAACAUUUCAUCAGAUUAAUGUACUUUUUUAUAUAUACGUGUUGUUGGUGUCUGCCCCUCCUGUAAGUGUAUGUUUAAGGAUAAAGAAGAUUGAUUAUCUAGUGUAUUUUAAUUAUAGGUAAUACAUAAAUAAAGUGGAGAUGCUGGGUGCAA